This is a messenger RNA of Lacerta agilis (Sand lizard), 2151 nucleotides long. RefSeq names its product galactose-3-O-sulfotransferase 2-like. Lineage: Eukaryota; Metazoa; Chordata; Lepidosauria; Squamata; Lacertidae. Gene Ontology annotation, biological process: glycolipid biosynthetic process. Gene Ontology annotation, cellular component: membrane. The record is from RefSeq and is a predicted model, not a curated record. Gene Ontology annotation, molecular function: galactosylceramide sulfotransferase activity. The coding region runs from base 127 to 2022 and encodes 631 amino acids. The transcript is spliced from 4 exons.
CAAUCCAGAUACACGUCUCUAAGAAGAAAAGAAAAGCAUAUUUGCUUUAUACUUUUGCCCAUCUCAGAGCAACCUGGGUUGAUUUUAGUGAAGAAGGUACUGUUUCUGUGCUCCAUAAACCAAACCAUGUGCAAACUUACAAGAACCUGGAUCAAGAAAUGGAAACUUUCAUGUAACAACCAGCUGGGAAGACUCUGGGUUGCCCUUUUGCUCCUCUUCCUCCUCUGUAUCAUAUUCCAAGUCGCAGAGAGGUUCCAAUGUACCAGCAAUUGUAGAUGCAAUUUCAAACAGAAUCAGCUUCCCCUUGAAGAAAACAGAGCCAGUGAGAAUUCCAUCCAGGUUCAAAGGAGCCCAACUUAUGCUCAACUUCUGCGAAAAAGCACCCCACAAGAGAGGGAGCCCAGUCCCAACCCUGCAGAGAAAAAGAGGCUAGCCACAAAACUGAACAUAGCCUUCAACAAAACCAAACUGCUGGCUGCCAGCUUGGGCAGCGAAGAAGAGUUCUGGCAAAAACCAUUUGUGGAGGUUGAUGAGAGGGUGAAGGCCCAGCAUACAGCAAAAUGGCUGAGGGACUGGUGGAACCACAGCACCCCAAAAGAUCCUGGAGGAGACCAAGUAGUGGUGAACUUUGCUGAUGAUCAGACAUCUGCUGCUGCAACAAAGGAUGGAAGUUCCCUGAUAAAGGUGGCAGAACCCACAACAAGGAUUUCUGCAGAGGAUCAAACAGCACAUGUCAAAGACCCAGAAAGACGCCCCUUUCCAAAGCACACAACAAUGACUCAAUCAGAGGCCUUCAGUGCUGCAGGAGACAGAAGAACAGUUGGGAUGGCAUCAGCAAAACCACCAACCAUGAAACCACCUCCACCAGAAAAAAAUAUUCUUCCCAAAGUUGGAACAGCAAAGGAGGGAGGGAGCACUUCCAGCCCCUCUCAAGGUUCAACAUGCAUGCCCAAGACCCAUGUUGUUUUCCUCAAAGUGCACAAGAGUGCCAGCAGCACCGUCAUGAACAUCUUGUUUCGCUUUGGCGAUACUCGCAACCUUUCUUUUGCCUUGCCGGGCAGUGGUGCCAGUCAAUUGUACUAUCCUCAUUAUUUCAUGGCAGCAGCUGUGCAGGGGUUUUCUCCCAAAAAAGACCCCCAGUUUCACAUUAUGUGUCAUCAUAUGAGGUUCUUUCAACCAGAGGUUGCUCGAGUCAUGCCAAACACAAGCUUUUACUUUUCUAUCCUCCGGAAUCCCAUUCAUCUCAUGGAAUCAUCCUUCGCCUACUACAAAGGGGUCUCUGCCUUUGCCAAAGCCAAGAACUUAGAGGAGUUUCUCAACGACACCUCCAAGUUUUACAAUGCCUCAACCAGUGAUAGUCAUUAUGCCAAAAACCUAAUGACGUUCGAUUUUGGCUAUAACCACAAUGGGAACUUCUCGGCAAAGAAUGUCCAGCUCAUGCUCAGAGCCAUUGAGGCACAAUUUGACCUUCUCCUCAUCUCAGAGUACUUUGACGAAUCCAUGGUGCUGCUGAAGGAGGCCUUGUGCUGGGACCUGGAUGAUGUGGUCUCCUUCCCUCUCAACAGCAGAGACAACAGCACAAAGUCCCACCUUUCCAAAGAUACCAUAGAGAAGAUAAAAAGCUGGAACAAGCUGGACUGGGAACUCUAUGUGCAUUUCAACAGGACCUUUUGGGAGAAGAUAGACGGUCACAUGGGCAGGGAGCGCAUGCAGCAGGAAGUGAGGGCACUGAAGCAGAAGCGGGAACAGCUGGCCAAGAUUUGCCUUCAAGAAGGUGGCAGUGUCAUCCCUAAGAAGAUUGCAGACCCAGCACUGGCCCCGCUGCAGUAUGGCAGAGCAAAAAUCCUAGGCUAUAACCUAAAGCCUGGGCUGGAUAGGGCAACAAGGCAGAUGUGCCGACAUCUAGUGACACCUGAGCUUCAGUAUAGUAGCCUUCUGUAUAGGAAACAGUUUCCCCAGAAAACUUUGACACCCAGAAACCCAGCUCACUUGCCAAAGCUAUACAACCGCAGAACAGUUUGAGAACAAAUCUGUGAGACAUGUAAGAACUAGGUUCUGAUCCUCGUCCACAUCAGGACUAAAACAUGGUCUGAAGGAUAAAAGGCCAGCUGCAAAAUAUGAUAAUGUCUAGCAUAAGUCAUCUAUUACCAG